AUGUCGCUCAAAGUACCAAAGCCCAACAGCAUCCAGCUCUUCAAGGAUGGCUACAAGCAUCUACAAGGUCUCGAAGAUGCCGUUCUUCGAAAUAUACAGGCCGUCGCAGAGUUAUCUGAUCUCGUACGGACGAGCUUUGGUCCAAAUGGUCGCAAUAAACUCGUAAUCAACCACCUGGGCAGAUUAUUCGUCACGUCCGAUGCAGCGACUAUCAUCAGGGAAGUGGAGGUCGUUCAUCCAGCAGCAAAAUUACUUGUCAUGGCAUCUCAAGCUCAGGAAUCUGAGAUGGGUGACGCGACGAACAUGGUCCUCAUCUUCGCAGGUGAACUACUGAAGAAGGCCGAACAUCUUCUUGUCAUGGGUCUGCAUCCCAGUGAGGUCAUUCAAGGAUAUGAACUUGCGCGCACAAAAGCACUCUCCGAACUGGAAUCAUUGUCGACCUCAAGUCUGACCAAAUCCUUUCACAGCUAUCGACUCUCGCAGAAGCACUUAAACCCGCAAUUGCAUCAAAGCAAGUAUGGCUUUGAAGACAUGCUCUCAAAAUUUGUAGCAGAGGCUGCACUAGCAGUCAUGCCAAGUAACCCUAAAAAUUUCAACGUAGACAAUGUACGGGUGGUCAAGAUCAUGGGUAGCAGUCUCUCGGCGAGCAGAGUCGUCCAGGGAAUGGUGUUCGGCAGGGAACCUGAAGGCGAGAUCAAAAAAGUUACCAAGGCCAAAGUGGCCGUCUUCACCUGUCCUAUAGACAUCUCCCAAACAGAGACCAAGGGCACAGUUCUCAUCAAAAACGCCGAUGAAAUGCUCAACUUCACUCGUGACGAAGAAAAACAUCUUGAAAAGAUAUUCAAGGAAAUCGCCGAUUCCGGAGUCAAAGUCAUCAUCGCAGGAACUAGCGUCGGCGAGCUCGCAAUGCACUUCCUUAACAGACUUAACAUCGCCGUCCUCAAAGUUCUCUCCAAGUUCGAUCUGCGCAGACUCUGCCGCGUUGUCAACGCGACCCCACUUGCCCGAAUCGGAGCGCCAACGCCAGAGGAGGCAGGCUUCGUCGAUGUAUUCGAGACAACCGAAAUCGGUGGCGAUCGUGUGACGGUGCUGCGCCAGUUAGUGCAAGGCGAACCCGGGUACGACAGUGAGUCUGAAAAGACGAGAACAGCAACGAUCGUUCUGAGGGGUGCAACCGCCAACCGUCUGGACGAUCUCGAGCGCGCGGUAGACGAUGGUGUGAACGUGAUCAAGGCAUUAUUGAAAGACCCUCGGUUAGUGCCUGGAGCUGGUGCGACGGAGCUCGAGCUUGCUAAGAGGGUGGAUACAUACGGGAGUGGUUUGAGGGGACUGGCACAGCAUGCUGUCAAGCGGUAUUCCACUGCGCUCGAGGUCAUUCCUCGGACUCUUGCAGAGAAUGCGCUUGGAGGGGCAGAGGGUAACGAAGAAGCGUGGGGCGUCGAUGUUGAGGCGGAGCAGGACGGCACACUCUUAGCUACCGAGCACAAGAUUCUCGACUCUCUAGCAGCGAAGGCAUGGGCUCUCAAACUCGCCACGGAAGCAGCAGCUUCUGUUCUGAGUGUGGACAGCAUCAUAAUGAGCAAGCCUGCAGGAGGCCCAAAAAUUCCACAACAAUCAGGUAACUGGGAUGAGGAUGAUUAG
Molecule: messenger RNA, 1641 nt
Organism: Pisolithus orientalis
Lineage: Eukaryota; Fungi; Basidiomycota; Agaricomycetes; Boletales; Pisolithaceae
Product: chaperonin Cpn60/TCP-1 family
Exons: 9
Coding region: 1-1641 (546 amino acids)
Biological process (GO): protein folding
Cellular component (GO): chaperonin-containing T-complex
Molecular function (GO): ATP hydrolysis activity; ATP binding; ATP-dependent protein folding chaperone
Source: RefSeq, a predicted model, not a curated record